AUGGGGAAGGCGGCGCUCGAGACAGGGUUGGGGGGCGUCGCACCCCUGGCGUCGGCGUCGGCGUCGGCAUUGGCAUCAGGGAGGAUGAGUUGUUGGACUGCGGGGUGGAGAAGAAAGAAGCAGGGGCAUCUGCGGUCAUUUGUCAUAGCUUGGAUGAUUGAUUCAAGUUCUUUAGCACUUGUUUUUAUACCAGAGCAGCAUAGGUUUGUCAUGAUAACUUCUAUCAAACUGCACCAGGAUGAUUGGCAUGUUGGUUUUGUCUAUGAAAGAAAUGGUGUUCCUAUUGUCGCUCAUGCAUGUGUACUGCUAGAUGCCUACAAAUAUCAAAGGCAGGGAGAACUGAAAGCAAACUCCUACUGGUUGUACAUUGUACCGUGGGGAAUCAACAAGGCGUCUCUGAAAAUUUUCCUUUAUUUGGUUUCGGUUGUAAAGCGCGUGGGGCGGUGGCUCGCGAGGCGGCGGGCAUCCGGCUGGAUCUGGCAUGGGCAGCGACGCCCGGCGCGCGGCGCUGACUCCGGCCGGCGAUGCGCGGGUCUGCGGCCAGCCGGCGGCGCGCGGGGGUCCGGCACGAGCAGGCACGUUCAGGCGUCCUCAUCCGCGGCCGGCGGCGGCGGGACCCCCGACCCGCAGCACAUCGUCUCCAGCCUCGAUGGGACGCGGAAGCCGGACAAGGACAUUCUGGAGCACGAUUGGAAGCCGCAGGUGGAGCUGCGGCUGCUCGUGCUGAGGGACGAGCUCGAGGAGCUGGGGUAUUUGGAGGCCGAGAUCGAUUUGCGCGCCGAGGAGGAGCGCAAGGCCGCCGAUACCGAGGCGGGGGCGGGUGAAGGCUGGCCUCGUGCCCAGGGCGAAGGGUAUGAUGCUCGUUGUAAUGCUUUUCAAGCUGCCAGGACAAGAAGAAAGCCGUAUGAUGAUUAUCUUUGCAUCGGAGGCAACUGGGUGUGCGGCCAGCUCAAGCUCUUGCUCAUGGCAGCGUUGGGCGGACCGAGGAGAAUGCUAACACUUGCAUCUCGCUAUUCCUGGGAUUCCUCCGCAAGCACCUUCUCUGUGACUUUGCCGGCACAUAGGGUAUCAUCUCGGGACACGGGAAAGACUAUAGUUGAUGCUUCAUUAGGCGAGAUAAUGACCACAAGCGAGAGUAUAACUUGGGCUUUUGGAUGAGGGUGAGAAGUGGUUAAAACCUGAGUACAGAAUCAGAGAAUCAGAGUUCAACAGCAAGUGAGAAAAUGGAUGACCAGCAAAGAGACUUGAAGCUUCUGAAGCAGCAAGGGAGAAUCAAAGCAGAGAGAUUGAAAGUUUGAAGAAGCAGGGGGAGUCUUUUUAAUUGGCUGAGUCCAAGAGUUGUCUUGGCUGUUCAGUGAAUCUGUUAUCGAGUGACUUGUCUUUUUUUGUAUUUGGGCUGUUUAUGAAGUGACUUGACAAGUGAUGUUGGGUUGUGAUAUGCAUAUGAAUCUGGUAGUUUUUUGGAUACUUGAUGUCGGCUUGUAAUACCCCAAUUUGCUUGGGAAAAAAGGUUAUGUUGUUGUUGUUGUUGUUAUUGUUGUUGUUGUGAUGUCGGCUUGUAAUAAAUAUUUUGUGAAGUGAUAUGCUGUUUUGAAUGAAUAUGUUGUUUUGAAGUGAUCUUAA
Panicum virgatum (switchgrass) is the source of this 1623-nucleotide messenger RNA. RefSeq lists its product as uncharacterized. The record is from RefSeq and is a predicted model, not a curated record. The transcript has 10 exons. NCBI's taxonomy places the organism in Eukaryota, Viridiplantae, Streptophyta, Magnoliopsida, Poales, Poaceae. Bases 1 to 1158 code for a protein of 385 amino acids.